This is a messenger RNA of Anarrhichthys ocellatus (wolf-eel), 4262 nucleotides long. RefSeq names its product phosphoinositide-3-kinase, regulatory subunit 5 (gene pik3r5). Gene Ontology annotation, cellular component: phosphatidylinositol 3-kinase complex, class IB. NCBI's taxonomy places the organism in Eukaryota, Metazoa, Chordata, Actinopteri, Perciformes, Anarhichadidae. Gene Ontology annotation, biological process: G protein-coupled receptor signaling pathway; positive regulation of MAP kinase activity. The transcript has 18 exons. The record is from RefSeq and is a predicted model, not a curated record. Gene Ontology annotation, molecular function: 1-phosphatidylinositol-3-kinase regulator activity. The coding region runs from base 221 to 2953 and encodes 910 amino acids.
AGUCUGAGCGCAGCAGAGAGCUAUAACCAGAACUGUUGCUUCGUCAGCCUGCUCCGCCCGUGCCCAGGAUGUGGCUUCGCCUGUUACACCCUGACGUGCGCGGUGAAUGAAUGGCAGUGGCACUGAGCUGGAGACACUUUGCCUUGGACUAUUCAGACAAACACACACACAUACAAGACAUGGAUGCUGGUCGGUGAACUGCAGAACCUGAGCGGUGAAGAUGCAGCACACCUCAUGCACGGAGGACAGGAUCCAGCAUGCUCUGGACAGGUGUCUGGACGGCCUGAGACAAAGCCCCACAGCAGCACAGCAUUGGAACGUGCUGAUGUGCUCGGCGGGUCAGUCAAUGAACCGCUGGAGCCUGGAGGAGCUGGUGAAGAGGGACCCUGAGAACUUCCUCAUCCUCUUACAACAGAUCAUCAGGAAGACCAAAGAGGUUCAGGAGCAGUGUCGGUAUGAGCUGGUGGCUCCCCUCGCUAUCAUGUUCUCCUCCACGUUGCUUCAGACCCCAUACUGUCCUCCGGACACAGAGCUGCUGGAAGAAGCCAUUGAGGUGUUUCGCUGCUUCCUCACAUGGCCCGAGCCUUACUGCAGUGUGUGUAGAACCCUCCUCACCACACUACAGCUGGAGAUCAAGGCCCCAGGGAUUUCCUUUCAGAGACUUGUGAGAGAAGAACAGUUCCUUAACACCCCCAGCCAGAGCUCCAAGACCAUGACCGUGCUCCUGAUGAACCCGUGCGAGGUGCCCGCUGACUUUCUCUCGGUGGCUGAGCAGCUCAGUCGCAUUCAGCACUCGCAGGAAGAGACCUACAUCAGACUGAUCAAACACGCCUUCCAGUCCACACUAGGCACCAAAUACCCGCUACAAAGCAUCCACAGAGCCCUGCAGGCAAACACUGUGGAUGAAUUGGAGUCAAUCUUCUCCACGGUGAGUGAUGUCUUAGAGACGGCCGCUGCCAUGAGUGACCCCCUGAAGGGCCGCGGUCACGUGACCCAGGGACUCGAGCAGCUGAGGGAGACCAUGAGAAUACCAGCAUCCAACGGAAGGAAGUCUGAUGGAAUGCUACAAACUCUACCCUUGCCGACAGCCAAGUGUUACAUGUUCCACUGGGAAACGGAUAACUUUGAUGUUCUCAACACCCUUUUGGAACACGAGGCUGAUGACCAGGUCAUGAAUGGGCAAGCUGAGGAGGAAGAGGAGGACGACAUUGAUGAUGAUGAUGAUGAUGAUGAUGAUGAUGACGAUGAUGAUGAUGAUGAGGAGGAUGAGACAGAGAUUGAUAUCGAAGAAGACGAGGAGGGCGAAAACAGAGACGAGGAGGAACAUGGAUUGGAAUUGCCUUCCAUGUCCAUCAUCCCUAACGGCUGCGUCGUCAACCACCGUGCCUCCACCUUCUCCACCAUCUCCUCCCUGUCCACCGCUUCCAAAGACUCCAUGUUCUCCACCUUGUCCAUGGCCUCGGAGUCCUACGCUCCGUCCCUCUACUCUGUCACUUCGGGCGGUGACAGUGACUACUUUGACGACUCCGACGACUACAUCUGCUCCUCCCCCGUCGCUGAAAAAUGCUCGCCAAAGUCCAUCAACAAAACUUCGUCCCGGUUCAGCCAGCACUUGUACCGACUCUUCAUCAAACCCAAGAGACCUCGGUCGCUAUCUCGGGCCAAAAGCUUAGGAAACACAGAGUCGAGGGACCGUUUAGUGGUGCGAGAGAAGCGCUCCAACUCUCUUCCACAGCAAGUCCAGUUACGCUGUCCUGAGCCCUUCCUCCAGCCACAAAGUCAAACUCUCAGACACGUCUGCUUCCGAAGGAGGCCCAUUCUCAGCAGCGAUGAGGACAGUAAGAACACUACGCUGAGGGUGGUGGUGUUUGGUGCUGAUCGUGUGGCAGGGAAGGUGGCCCGAGCCUACAACAGCCUGAGGAGGAAGGAGAGUGCGUGUCCACGUCUCAGCAGGGCUUUCAAGCUCCAGUUCUACUUUGUGCCCGUGAAGAGGGACUCGGCGGCAGGAACGGGGAGUCUGAAGUCUCCUAGUCCUGUGGUUCAAACUGGAUCUCCAAAAGGAGCCGCCCUGUCUAAUCAGGAUCUUCUCCUCAAGGGCGCAGGGGACAGCACCAACGACAUUGCCCAUCUCCUUGGUAUGUUGGACCCUUGGUACGAAAGAAACACCCUUAGCCUGCUUAACUUGCCCGCCAACGUCGUCUGCCAGCAAACCUCAAAGACGGAGUCGGAGUUGUAUGCUGGUUCCUAUGAGCAGCGUCUGCCCAUCCUGGCCGACUUGGUCCUGUACUACUGCCGCUAUGCUGCCCGGCCUGCUCUGAUCCAGCUCUAUCAGGCUGAGCUGACGUUAGCGUGUGGUGAGAGGAGGACGGAAGUGUUCGUCCACUCCCUGGAGUUGGGUCACACUGCAGGAACGCGAGCCAUAAAGGCCAUGGGUGCUGCCAGUAAACGCUUUGGUAUCGACGGUGACCGAGAAGCAGUGCCUCUAAUGUUGGAGGUGGUGUACAACAGGGUGGUGAUUAGCGGGAGAAGCCAGUGGAAGAGAGAGACCAAAGUCUGUACGUCGGUAAACUUAACCAAAGCAUGCAAGAAUCCUGAGGCACUAGACUCAAAGAUGGAGUGCCUGCAGCUCACGAUGACUGAGGUCCUGAAGAGACAGAACUGCAAAAGCAAGAAGGGCUACAACCAGCAGCUGAGCGUGACGGAGGUGAAGGUGGAUAAGGUGCAGGUCGGCGGUGCUGGAAACACAACCUUUGCUGUAUGUCUGGACCAGGAUGAGAAAAAGAUACUGCAGAGUGUCACCAGAUGUGACAUAUCAGUCUGCUACAAGCCUGACAGCUCCGCCGACUGGAGGCUAAGAAAAGCCCCGACCUCGGCCCAAAUCCAGCCUCUCAACCCCAGCUUCUGCUCCCUCCUCUGCCUGCCCAUAGUCACUUUCAGCGGGGCUCUUCCCUGAAACUGACCACUGGUUUGAACUGGGUGGUUUGAAAGGAAAUAUUCUGCCCAACUAUUCAUGCUCUCAGUAACAGACACAGACUGAGGCUGUAGUCAAGUUCACAUGAUGGUGGCCUGAAACAGCAGUGGGAUGCAACACGAUGGAAAAGAGGGGCCAAUCAGGAAACAGCAGACCCGGCCUGUGAUCGUCAAUACGAAGACAUAUCAAAGAACACGAAAUAAAAAAGAACGAAUAUCUACAAUAGUUCUAAUGAUGCGCAGUCCAGCUUCCUCUGUGCAAAGCAAUCAUUAGCCGUUGUUAAGGAAACUGUUGAAAUUACAUUCCAGGAGUUUCAGUUCCUUUUUUCUGGCUGACGGAGAAGUGACCGUACACACUCACAGUAACAUUAGAAUGUAAAUUGGUCAGGGUACAUCGUCAGGGUGUAGAUGGGUUGAAAUAAGCCUGGAGAUCUCUUACCAGGAGAUGGAAUGUUAAAAUGUGGACAUCGUCUUCGAGUCAAAGUUUGAGAACUUGUCUCUGGAUCAACCGACAUGGGACAUGGAGGACCAGGGGGACAUGUACUGUGUAAUGCCUCCAUUAGGGGUGAUUACGGGACUAUGUGACUAUAUCUGAGAAUGGACACUAUGGACUUACUCAAAAUGUCAAUAAUAUGUUUGUAAAAUAUGAUAUUGCAUGCUUUAACUUGAAUGCUACAUCAUAAUGUUUGAUGUCAGUCAUAGAUGGGAAUUUAGUGAUAACAUUUCUCCUAAGGAGUUACUGUUUUAACUGGAGUUUUAAAUGUGACCAGCAGGGGGCUCUGUUGACAUUCCAACCGACUUCAGUUGAAGUAAAGAUUACUUUAAUAUACCAUAACUGUAGUGAAGUCUCACUUUGUAAUAACUGUAAUGGAAUAUAUGUACAGACCAUAAUUUAGCUCUCGCAAAGUGCUAACCUUUAUUUCAUCAAGGGCACAGAUGGAAAAUAUAAAUUUGAUAUUGUGGUGCUAAAAAAAUACCUUUAUAAAAAAGUAACUGAUUCGUUGCACUUUGCAUAAUGUUUGACAUUUGAAAUAUGUAUAAAAAUUGCUGUGUUGCUGUAAAGGGAUAAUACCCGGAUCACCUGACCGAGACUGAAAUGGUAGCACUGCAGGUAAAUAUCUUGUGUUGAAUUGGAGCACUUGAACAUUAGAUUAAUAAAUUAGGUACUUUUAUGUUUAUUUAGAUAAAUGCCCUGCAUGCCUUCACUAUUGCAAAUGCAUAUUUAUAAUUGUGUGUGUAUCAUCUAUGCAAUGGAAACCAAUCUUCAUUAAAAUGGAUGUCUUUAAUCCUCA